GUUGGCUACAAUGUUUAACUGUCCAGUGUCUACGUCGUGGCAGAGAUUGUUCGGUCUCUUUCUUUCGAAGGAGUGCGCCAACGUUGGCGUAUCGUAAGUUUUGGUUGUGCUUAAAAAAAUCAUCAAACAUCCAAAAUGGUGAACUUUACGGUAGACGAAAUCAGAGCCAUGAUGGACAAAAAAAGAAAUAUUCGUAAUAUGUCCGUUAUAGCCCAUGUGGACCAUGGUAAAUCGACUUUGACUGAUUCCUUAGUAUCCAAAGCUGGUAUAAUUGCUGGUGCCAAAGCCGGAGAAACACGUUUCACCGAUACUAGAAAAGAUGAACAAGAACGUUGUAUUACAAUCAAGUCAACUGCCAUUUCUAUGUUCUUUGAACUGGAAGACAAGGAUCUUGUCUUCAUCACCAACCCAGAUCAACGUGAAAAAGAAGAGAAAGGUUUUUUGAUCAACUUGAUUGAUUCUCCUGGGCACGUAGACUUUUCAUCAGAAGUAACUGCUGCUCUUCGUGUUACUGAUGGUGCUCUUGUAGUAGUGGAUUGUGUAUCCGGUGUAUGUGUCCAAACGGAAACUGUAUUACGUCAAGCUAUUGCUGAACGAAUCAAGCCAAUUUUAUUCAUGAACAAGAUGGACCGUGCUCUAUUGGAGUUGCAAUUGGAUUCUGAAGAAUUAUAUCAAACCUUCCAACGUAUUGUAGAAAAUGUUAACGUUAUCAUUGCCACUUACAAUGAUGACAGUGGUCCAAUGGGUGAAGUUAGAGUUGAUCCCAGCAAAGGUUCAGUAGGUUUUGGUUCAGGUCUUCACGGAUGGGCCUUUACUCUCAAACAAUUCUCUGAAAUGUAUGCAGAAAAAUUCAAGAUUGAUGUUGUUAAACUAAUGAACCGAUUGUGGGGAGAAAACUUCUUCAAUGCCAAAACCAAGAAAUGGGCCAAACAAAAGGAUGAUGACAACAAACGUUCCUUCUGUAUGUACAUCUUGGAUCCCAUUUACAAGAUCUUUGAUUCAAUUAUGAAUUACAAGAAAGAAGAAUACGAAGCGCUCCUUCCUAAAUUAGGUAUUACCAUCAAACACGAAGACAAAGACAAAGAUGGUAAACAGUUAUUGAAAGUAGUAAUGAGAACUUGGUUGCCUGCUGGUGAAGCUUUACUUCAGAUGAUUGCCAUCCAUUUGCCAUCUCCUGUAGUAGCUCAAAAAUACAGAAUGGAAAUGUUGUAUGAAGGACCUCAAGAUGACGAAGCUGCGAUCGGUAUCAAAAGCUGCGACCCCAAUGCACCGUUAAUGAUGUACAUCUCUAAAAUGGUACCGACUUCAGAUAAAGGUCGAUUCUAUGCUUUCGGUCGUGUAUUUUCCGGUAAAGUUGCUACCGGUAUGAAAGCCCGUAUCAUGGGACCCAACUACACCCCUGGUAAAAAGGAAGAUUUAUAUGAAAAAGCUAUCCAACGUACUAUCCUGAUGAUGGGUCGUUAUGUUGAAGCCAUUGAAGACGUACCAUCUGGUAACAUCUGUGGUUUAGUUGGUGUUGAUCAAUUUUUGGUCAAAACCGGUACUAUCACCACUUUCAAAGAUGCCCACAAUUUGAAGGUCAUGAAGUUCAGUGUGUCCCCUGUAGUACGUGUUGCUGUAGAACCCAAAAAUCCCGCUGAUCUACCUAAACUUGUUGAAGGAUUAAAACGGCUCACCAAAUCUGAUCCUAUGGUACAAUGUAUUAUUGAAGAAUCUGGUGAACACAUCAUUGCCGGAGCUGGUGAAUUGCAUCUUGAAAUUUGUCUUAAAGAUUUAGAAGAAGAUCACGCUUGCAUUCCCAUCAAAAAAUCUGAUCCAGUUGUAUCUUACCGUGAAACAGUCAGUGAAGAAUCUGAUCAAAUGUGUUUAUCAAAAUCGGCCAACAAACACAACAGAUUGUUCAUGAAAGCUUGCCCAAUGCCUGAUGGUCUAGCUGAAGACAUUGAUGAAGGACAAGUUAAUCCACGUGACGAUUUCAAAGUUCGUGCACGUUAUCUUGGAGAAAAGUACGAUUAUGAUGUAACUGAAGCCCGUAAAAUCUGGUGUUUUGGUCCUGACGGAACUGGACCUAAUAUUCUUGUCGAUUGUACUAAGGGAGUGCAAUAUCUCAACGAAAUCAAGGACUCUGUAGUGGCCGGUUUCCAAUGGGCCACCAAGGAAGGUGUAUUAUCAGAAGAAAACUUGAGAGGAGUCAGAUUCAAUAUUUAUGAUGUAACAUUACAUGCUGACGCUAUUCAUCGUGGUGGUGGUCAAAUCAUUCCAACAACUCGUAGGUGUUUAUACGCUUGUUUAUUGACAGCUUCGCCCAGACUCAUGGAACCUAUCUACAAAUGUGAAAUUAUGUGUCCUGAAAUUGCUGUUGGUGGUAUCUAUGGUGUUUUAAAUAGAAGACGUGGUCACGUUUUUGAGGAAUCCCAGAUAGCUGGUACACCUAUGUUCUUAGUAAAAGCCUAUUUACCAGUAAAUGAAUCGUUCGGUUUCACCGCCGAUUUGAGAUCAAACACAGGAGGGCAGGCAUUCCCACAAUCAGUCUUUGACCAUUGGCAAAUCUUGCCAGGGGAUCCAUUCGAACCUAACAGCAGACCAUACGGUAUUGUCCAGGAAACGCGUAAGAGGAAGGGUCUCAAAGAAGGACUACCAGACCUGGCACAGUAUCUGGAUAAAUUAUAAGCAUUCAAGGAAAUUAACUUUGUACAGAUUAUUUAAUAAAUUUAUUUCAAUUUACUCACUUUUUUUUCUAUAGUUAAUUGUAUUUUUGAUAAUUUUUAUUCUUAAACUGUCCUUGGUUGAAUUUUGCGAGAAAUUAAAUAAUCUGCAAAUAGAUAUUGUUAUAUAAUUUUUGUUAUUUAUCCGGAUAUUUGUAUAUUUACAAUAUUUUUUGACAUCAAAAGUAAAUUCUGUUGAAAUUAAA
Diorhabda sublineata is the source of this 2911-nucleotide messenger RNA. RefSeq names its product translation elongation factor 2 (gene eEF2). The transcript is spliced from 10 exons. Gene Ontology annotation, biological process: translational elongation. Gene Ontology annotation, cellular component: cytosol; ribonucleoprotein complex. Lineage: Eukaryota; Metazoa; Arthropoda; Insecta; Coleoptera; Chrysomelidae. The record is from RefSeq and is a predicted model, not a curated record. The coding region runs from base 136 to 2670 and encodes 844 amino acids. Gene Ontology annotation, molecular function: GTPase activity; ribosome binding; translation elongation factor activity.